CCCCCAGGUCCGCGGAGCAUGUCUCUAGCUUUCUCUUCGCUCCCGGCAAGGAGCAUCAAGCCAUCGCUCAGAAUAUGCCAGACUUCCGUGCGGUACGCUGGUCGCGACGCUCCUGCCGGGGACCCGCGCAAAGAAAUCCUCCGGCGCGUGCUGUAUCCCUCUAACCUACGAAACAAAUCCACUCCUACUGGGACAUGGCGCUCGGACGUCGGCCGGGCUCUCCAGCACGCCAUACCCUCUGUGCAAGCACACGAGACCAUUGAGCGGGCGUGGCUACUUCAUCAGCGACAUGUGCGCCGGAAAAGGGAAGCCGAACUGCAGAGGAAGUUUGAGAAGAUGAAGGAAGCUAUGGACGAGCUCUACAAAUUGGACAACCAUCUGUACAUUGAAGCGAAUCGGCCAGAGGACCCUAGGGCACGGAGUGCAAAGGAGCUUGAGCUUGUAAAGGGCUUGAGGGGAUCCGAGAGGAAGGCCAUGGAGGCGCGGAUUCGUGGUCUAUUCCCCAGAGAAUUGCGCGUGCCGACCGACACUCCGUCGAGGUUGGGUUGGAACUACGAUUGGCAACCUAUACGACCCACGUCACCCUCAUAGUUUACAUCUACCAUUCGUUACACAUGUGGUUUUCGUCAUAGCCUGUGCUCUGGAGUUUGUCCGAGUGGACCACAUUUCACCCCACCAUGC
Gloeophyllum trabeum ATCC 11539 is the source of this 681-nucleotide messenger RNA. RefSeq lists its product as uncharacterized. Gene Ontology annotation, molecular function: structural constituent of ribosome. Lineage: Eukaryota; Fungi; Basidiomycota; Agaricomycetes; Gloeophyllales; Gloeophyllaceae. The coding region runs from base 19 to 591 and encodes 190 amino acids. The record is from RefSeq and is a predicted model, not a curated record. The transcript is spliced from 2 exons. Gene Ontology annotation, biological process: mitochondrial translation.